GCCCAUUGUUACCUUGUACCAUUGGGAUUUGCCUCUGACGCUCCAGGAAGAAUAUGGGGGCUGGAAAAAUGCAACUAUGAUAGAUCUCUUCAACGACUAUGCCACAUACUGCUUCCAGACCUUUGGAGACCGUGUCAAAUAUUGGAUUACAAUUCACAACCCUUACCUUGUUGCUUGGCAUGGGUUUGGCACAGGCACAUUCGAAAGUGUGGCAUAACUACGACAAAAACUUCCGCCCUCAUCAGAAGGGUUGGCUCUCCAUCACCUUGGGGUCCCAUUGGAUAGAGCCAAACAGAACAGACAACAUGGAGGACGUGAUCAACUGCCAGCACUCCAUGUCCUCUGUGCUUGGAUGGUUCGCCAACCCCAUCCACGGGGACGGCGACUACCCUGAGUUCAUGAAGACGGGCGCCAUGAUCCCCGAGUUCUCUGAGGCAGAGAAGGAGGAGGUGAGGGGCACGGCUGAUUUCUUUGCCUUUUCCUUCGGGCCCAACAACUUCAGGCCCUCAAACACCGUGGUGAAAAUGGGACAAAAUGUAUCACUCAACUUAAGGCAGGUGCUGAACUGGAUUAAACUGGAAUACGAUGACCCUCAAAUCUUGAUUUCGGAGAACGGCUGGUUCACAGAUAGCUAUAUAAAGACAGAGGACACCACGGCCAUCUACAUGAUGAAGAAUUUCCUAAACCAGGUUCUUCAAGCAAUAAAAUUUGAUGAAAUCCGCGUGUUUGGUUAUACGGCCUGGACUCUCCUGGAUGGCUUUGAGUGGCAGGAUGCCUAUACGACCCGACGAGGGCUGUUUUAUGUGGACUUUAACAGUGAGCAGAAAGAGAGGAAACCCAAGUCCUCGGCUCAUUACUACAAGCAGAUCAUACAAGACAACGGCUUCCCUUUGAAAGAGUCCACGCCAGACAUGAAGGGUCGGUUCCCCUGUGAUUUCUCUUGGGGAGUCACUGAGUCUGUUCUUAAGCCCGAGUUUACGGUCUCCUCCCCGCAGUUUACCGAUCCUCACCUGUAUGUGUGGAAUGUCACUGGCAACAGAUUGCUCUACCGAGUGGAAGGGGUAAGGCUGAAAACAAGACCAUCCCAGUGCACAGAUUAUGUGAGCAUCAAAAAACGAGUUGAAAUGUUGGCAAAAAUGAAAGUCACCCACUACCAGUUUGCUCUGGACUGGACCUCUAUCCUUCCCACUGGCAAUCUGUCCAAAGUUAACAGACAAGUGUUAAGGUACUAUAGGUGUGUGGUGAGCGAAGGACUGAAGCUGGGCGUCUUCCCCAUGGUGACGUUGUACCACCCAACCCACUCCCAUCUCGGCCUCCCCCUGCCACUUCUGAGCAGUGGGGGGUGGCUAAACAUGAACACAGCCAAGGCCUUCCAGGACUACGCUGAGCUGUGCUUCCGGGAGUUGGGGGACUUGGUGAAGCUCUGGAUCACCAUCAAUGAGCCUAACAGGCUGAGUGACAUGUACAACCGCACGAGUAAUGACACCUACCGUGCAGCCCACAACCUGAUGAUCGCCCAUGCCCAGGUCUGGCACCUCUAUGAUAGGCAGUAUAGGCCGGUCCAGCAUGGGGCUGUGUCGCUGUCCUUACAUUGCGACUGGGCAGAACCUGCCAACCCCUUUGUGGAUUCACACUGGAAGGCAGCCGAGCGCUUCCUCCAGUUUGAGAUCGCCUGGUUUGCAGAUCCGCUCUUCAAGACUGGCGACUAUCCAUCGGUUAUGAAGGAAUACAUCGCCUCCAAGAACCAGCGAGGGCUGUCUAGCUCAGUCCUGCCGCGCUUCACCGCGAAGGAGAGCAGGCUGGUGAAGGGUACCGUCGACUUCUACGCACUGAACCACUUCACUACGAGGUUCGUGAUACACAAGCAGCUGAACACCAACCGCUCAGUUGCAGACAGGGACGUCCAGUUCCUGCAGGACAUCACCCGCCUAAGCUCGCCCAGCCGCCUGGCUGUAACACCCUGGGGAGUGCGCAAGCUCCUUGCGUGGAUCCGGAGGAACUACAGAGACAGGGAUAUCUACAUCACAGCCAAUGGCAUCGAUGACCUGGCUCUAGAGGAUGAUCAGAUCCGAAAGUACUACUUGGAGAAGUAUGUCCAGGAGGCUCUGAAAGCAUAUCUCAUUGACAAGGUCAAAAUCAAAGGCUACUAUGCAUUCAAACUGACUGAAGAGAAAUCUAAGCCUAGAUUUGGAUUUUUCACCUCUGACUUCAGAGCUAAGUCCUCUGUCCAGUUUUACAGCAAGCUGAUCAGCAGCAGUGGCCUCCCCGCUGAGAACAGAAGUCCUGCGUGUGGUCAGCCUGCGGAAGACACAGACUGCACCAUUUGCUCAUUUCUCGUGGAGAAGAAACCACUCAUCUUCUUCGGUUGCUGCUUCAUCUCCACUCUGGCUGUACUGCUAUCCAUCACCGUUUUUCAUCAUCAAAAGAGAAGAAAAUUCCAGAAAGCAAGGAACUUACAAAAUAUACCAUUGAAGAAAGGCCACAGCAGAGUUUUCAGCUAAACUGCCAUUUCUGUCAUAGUUUCAAGAUUCACUCCGGCUCCAUGUACUGGUAACUUACGAUGUGAGAGACAGCUGUAACCAAGGUGAAGACAAUCGAUGCCUCUGAAGUGUGGUUCAAAUAAUUCCUUCAGGUCCCGACAAUCAGUGAGUCCGUUCUCCGAGCUGAAGACACCCUGACAGUAACUCUGGGCGUGACCCUAAACAUCGCUUCAGGAAGUGUGAAUCACGACUUCACAUCCUUUUUCUCUAGCAUUCUUCUGUAAAUAACAAUCACUAUUCAUGGUCAAGAAAUUAAUUUUAAAAAGUGAAAUUUUGUUGUCUUAGACUUCGUGGUUUAAACCUAUUUUGAUGUCAAUGUUGAUUUGAGGCAGGUCUAUUAUGUAGCUCUGGCUGUCAUGGAACUUGCUAUGUAGACCAGGCUGGUCUCAACCUCACAAAGGGCCACCUGCCUCAGCCUUCUGAGUACUGGGAUCAAAGGUGUGCAUCACCAUACCUGGCUAAAACUAUUUAAACUGGAGAGUUAGUGACAUACUCUUGUCACCUCUAACAAGGUAUUCUCUGUUUGGUUAGGUCAUGGUUGUCCUCAGAUGCAAUGUACAAACACAACAGGAUUUUAGAUCAUGCCUGUCCAUAGGUAGUUAAAGCAUAAGCUAUAAAACUCACCAAUGUGCACGCCUUUAAUCCCAGCACUUGGGAAGCAAAGGCAGGUGGAUUUCUGAGUUCGAGGACAGCCUGGUCUACAAAGUAAGUUCCAGGACAGCCAAGGCUACACAGAGAAACCCUGUCUUGAAAAACCAAAAACCAAACCAAACCAAACCAAACCAAAAAAACAAAAAAACCUCACCACCUCACCAAUGUCAGCUUUUCUCAAAAAAAUUUUUUUUUCCAGGCACUUCUUAAACAUCCAAGUUUGUGAGCUCUCUUACUGGACUAGUAAUUUUUAUUUUUAUUUUGUGGCAGGGUGAGUGGAUUCAAGACAGGGUUUUUCUGUGUAGCCCUGGCUGUCCUAAUACUUGCUCUGUAGAGACCAGGCUGGCUGGAAGUCAACAGAUCCACCUGCCUCUGCCUCCCAAGUGCUGGGAGUAAAGGUGUGUACCACUAUGCCCAGUGUGGACUUUUGACUUUAAAGGGGCUUCAUGGGUGGAAAGAUGGCUCAGCAGUUAAGAGAACUAGCUGUUCUUCCAAAGGACCCUGGUUCAAUUCCCAGCACCCACAUGGCAGCUCACAGCUGUCUGUAACUCCAGCUCUAAGAGACCCGACACCGUCACACAGACAUACAUGUAGGCAGAACGGCAAUGCACAUAGACCACAGGAUAAAUGACAAGUAGACACAUUUGUAUCUACGCAAAUCUUGUUCUCUUGGCCUUACUGCAUAGCAAUUCCCAUUUUAAAAUAAACUGCCAUUACCCCUAUUAAACCCUGAAAAAAAAAUUUUUUUUUUUGCGGUGACAAGAUUUGGCACACUCAGCAAAGUUUAAAAGAUGUGUUACUAUGGAUUACCAAUAAUGGUCAAAGGACCAUACCAUUAUUCAGAGUCCUGCGUUGUCCCCCAGAGCUUCCUAACUUCCUCACGCUCAGAGGUGUAGAAUAUCUGGAGCUAGUCACCACACUACCCAGUCACUGUCAACUUUCUCUGGGAACUUAGACUUAGUCAAAGGUCAGUGGCUCUUUCAUAAAGAGCCUUAGUGAUGAACCACCCUAAAGGGUCAAAGUGAUUUUAACUGUAUUUCAGAUCUACCUAUCCUGAGACAUCAAACUUAAGGUAUAAUUAGGAUUCUUUUUGUGUUUUUCAAGACAGAGUUUGUGUGUAGCCCUGGCUGUCCUGGAACUUACUCUGUAGACCAGGCUGGCCUUGAACUCAAAAACCCACCUGCCUCUGCCUCCCAAAUUCUGGGAUUAAAGGCAUGCACUACCACUGUCCCAAUGUAUUAAGAUUCUUAGAAUCAGCAAUAAUUUAAAAGCAAAACCAAAGAGACAGCACAUGAAAAAAAUGACAAAAGCUGCUAUUGGACUAACCAAAUCUAACAACAAAUCUGUUUUUCUACUCCUGGUUACCACAACCACCACCUUUCCAGUUAUAGCAGGUUCUUUUUAAAAUGUGUGUGGGUGUUUAGCUUGCAUGUAUAAAUGUACCACUUGUGUGUCCUUGGAAGCCAGAAAAGGCAUCAGAUCCCCUGUAACUGGGGUUACAGAUGGAUGUGAGCUAACACAUGGGUACGGGAAACUAAACCUGGGUCCUCUAUACAAACAGCCAGUGCUCGUCAGCACUGAGCCCUCUCUCCAAGCUUAGCAGUUCUGAGGUUUUAGGAUGACACACAUUAUAGUUGGCUAAACAACUGGACUGUUAGCCACAUAAAAAAAAAAGGGAGAAUUUUGUUUUGCUUUUAAAAAAACCAAAAACCUUAAACUAUUUUGCCUGCAUUCAUCCGGAUGUUCACCUGGUACCUUUGGAGGUCAGAAGAGUACACUAGAUCUCCUGGAACCCACUGGAGUUACACAUGGCUGUGAGGUGAGACUAAAACCUGACUCCUCUGCAAAGAGCAACAAGGGCUCCUAACCACUGAGGUGUCUGUAUCCUCACUUAGGUUUUUCUUUGUUACUUGAAUCCAUUCCAGAAAAACUAUUGAUAAAGGGGUUUUAAAAAUCACUUUAUUAACUUCUAUAGACCUCCAUGUUAGCCUUCAAAGAUGCAGAAGGCAAAGAACUUAGAACCAACUCUUAAUUCAAAUACCAUGUUUAGGUCUUUUUUUUUUUUUUUGACCUGGUUGUCACUACAUAGCCCAGGCUAGCCUAGAACUGGCGAUGAUUCUUCUGCCUCAGCCUACGAGCUGGGAUUUCAUGCCCGGUUCAGUUUUCUAUUAAUCGUCACUUUUUGUUAUGUGAGACAGGGUCUCACCUAUUGUACAGCCCAAGCUGGAAUAAGCAUUAUAUAUAAAAUCUCAGGAUAACCUCCUCACCCUCCUGCCUCAACUCCACUGCAGGGGCUACAGGAAUAUACCACCAGAUACCCAACUAAAACCUUUCCUGUUUAACCAUGCGUUCUCAUUAAGCUAAGCUCACAACUCCUUCCCUGAUUUCCCCAAAUGUAAAGUUCCUAGACCAAUGUUUUCUUGCUUCCACACUUGGGGGAUGGGAGGAGUAUGAAAAUCAUUAGCUCAUGAUCUAGUGAUAUACCAAGGAAAAGUUCUAACUCAUCUGAGUAGCUGCAGAAAAAGACUUGUGACACAUUUUACAGUCAAUAAAACCCACUUCUUGUUAAA
Messenger RNA from Mus musculus (house mouse), 5761 nucleotides. RefSeq names its product klotho beta (gene Klb). The transcript is spliced from 5 exons. NCBI's taxonomy places the organism in Eukaryota, Metazoa, Chordata, Mammalia, Rodentia, Muridae. Gene Ontology annotation, molecular function: hydrolase activity, hydrolyzing O-glycosyl compounds; fibroblast growth factor binding; fibroblast growth factor receptor binding. Gene Ontology annotation, biological process: positive regulation of MAPKKK cascade by fibroblast growth factor receptor signaling pathway; carbohydrate metabolic process. Bases 99 to 2501 code for a protein of 800 amino acids. Gene Ontology annotation, cellular component: plasma membrane. The record is from RefSeq and is a predicted model, not a curated record.